Molecule: messenger RNA, 1030 nt
Organism: Coffea arabica (coffee)
Lineage: Eukaryota; Viridiplantae; Streptophyta; Magnoliopsida; Gentianales; Rubiaceae
Source: RefSeq, a predicted model, not a curated record
AUGUCGUCAUCUGCACAUUUGAGGAGGCUGGUGGUGGUAUGGCGAGUAACAAUAUCCAACAUUGCUAUUAAUAUCCAUGUCCAGUUGAUCUCCGCUAGCUGUCGUAGUCAAACCGAAAUCGUGCAAGUGAAAUGCAUCCGGCGUAUCCCUCCUCUCGUCCAUCAUCUUCAGGAUCUUCUCAAACGCAGCAACUUGGUUAAAUUGAUAAAGAAGUGCAAGGAUCUUGGACUGGGUCCUGGAGGCUUCUAUUUACCUGGCUAUCGUGAUGGAGCAAAGCUGAACUUGAAGAUGAUGUGCCUUGGUAAAAAUUGGGACCCUGAGACAAGUACUUAUGGUGAUGAAAGGCCUUGUGAUGGCUCCAAACCUCCCAUUAUUCCUAAAGAAUUUUGUGACUUGGCUAAAAGGGCUAUAAAAGAUUCCCAUGCACAUAUAGAGAAAGACUCCAGAAAAAGAUAUGUGGAAGAUGUUUUACCCUCGAUGUCGCCUAACAUCUGCAUAGUCAAUUUCUACUCAACAAGUGGCCGCCUUGGUCUCCAUCAGGACAAAGAUGAAAGCCAAGAGAGUCUUCGUAGAGGAGUGCCCGUGGUGUCCUUUUCAAUUGGUGACUCUGCAGAAUUUUUGUAUGGUGACCAGAGAGAGAUUAACCAGGUGGAGAAAAUCAGACUGGAAUCCGGGGAUGUGCUGAUAUUUGGUGGUAAAGCUAGGAACAUAUAUCAUGGUGUCUCAACUAUUUUUCCAGACACAGCUCCCAAGCUUCUGUUAGAAGAGACAAAUUUGAGGGCUGGCCGUCUGAAUCUCACUUUUAGAGAGUACUGACAGACAUUUUUUGUGGGUUGGAAGCUGGAUCAAUUCGUUGAACUCAACUGAAUUGUAACCUUAAAUCCUUUCUAUGUCCUAUGAUGUAUUCCUGCAAAGACAGGAAAUUGGUAAAUCGCCAAAAAGAAAAUUUGCAAGAACUUCAGAAAAUCACGGAUGCUUAGAUCUAGAGGAAAUCACGUAGCCUUCGGUUUGCAUGGCUGCCAGACUACCA